Molecule: messenger RNA, 1157 nt
Organism: Ahaetulla prasina
Lineage: Eukaryota; Metazoa; Chordata; Lepidosauria; Squamata; Colubridae
Gene: HSD17B8
Product: hydroxysteroid 17-beta dehydrogenase 8
Exons: 9
Coding region: 88-843 (251 amino acids)
Biological process (GO): estrogen biosynthetic process
Molecular function (GO): estradiol 17-beta-dehydrogenase [NAD(P)+] activity
Source: RefSeq, a predicted model, not a curated record
ACCCUUCGCUCCGCUCCCUCGGGAGGACCGAGGCCGCUGAGAGCGCCGCCUAGAGCGCCGCUCUCUUCCGGGAAGGGGCUUCCGGCCAUGGCGGCGCACCUGAGGCUCCGCGGGGCGCUGGCGCUGGUCACCGGGGCCGGCAGCGGCAUCGGGCGGGCGGUGAGCCUCCGCCUGGCCCGCGAAGGCGCCACGGUGGCGGCGGCGGACGUGGACGAGGCCGCGGCGGGCGAGACGCUGCGGGCGCUGCCGCCGGGGGACCACCAGGCCGCGCGGGUGGACGUGGGCUGCGCCGAAAGCGUGGAGGAGCUGCUGAGGGGGCUGCAGGCGCGCUUCUCCCGGCCCCCCACGGUCUGCGUGAACUGCGCGGGGAUCACGCGCGACGAGUUCCUGCUGCGGCAGAGCGAGGCCGCCUUCGAGGCCGUCCUGAGGGUCAACCUGAAGGGGGCCUUCCUGGUGACGCAGGCGGUGGCGAAGGCGCUGGUGGAGAGCGGGGCCAGCGGGGGCUCCAUCAUCCACCUGGGCAGUGUGGUAGGGAAGGUGGGGAAUCUGGGCCAGGUGAACUACGCAGCGUCUAAGGCAGGGGUGGAGGCCCUGGCCAAGACGGCGGCCAAGGAGCUGGCCAGGUACAGCAUCCGCUGCAACACCGUUCUGCCGGGCUUCAUCCGCACCCCCAUGACGGACAAGGUCCCCCCCAAAGUCCUGGAUAAGUUCGCUGCGAUGGUGCCAAUGGGACGCCUGGGGGAGCCUGAAGAUGUGGCUGACGUCUGUGCCUUCCUCGCUUCGGACGAGAGCCGGUAUAUCACUGGGGCCAGCCUGGAAGUGACAGGGGGCCUCUUCAUCUGAGCCUCUGCCGCCCCCUGCUGGGGAGACCCUCACGAACACACUUCCAGGAAGGAUUCUGGGCCUCUUUCAGUAGACGCUGCAUCCAUGGACGGACCUGGCCCUCGGCCAAUGCCCAUCGCUGCCAGGGGGCCGUAGAGGAUGGGCCCUGGACUUGUACGGAAGGGAGUGGGCCUCUUCCUGCCCAGGCUCCCCCCUCCGCAGCAGAGGGGUGCAAUUGCUGUUUCAGGCUGGUGGUGACUAGGAGGAAUUUUAUAUUCACUUGUGGAUUAAUCAAGCAAUCGGUUGAAUUAAAAUAAAGGUGCGUUUUCACUUAA